UGCUGUUAUGACAACGAACUUUGGAGGGGCCAGAUGAUUGGUAGCAACGGAGAAGAUGGUCAAGUCUCACAAGAAACACAACAAUUCCCUCAGAUGUACAGUGUAUCUGGACAUUGAGAGAGUUACAUGCCCAGGACUCCUCCUUAAAAAAAUGUAUGGCAUCUACAUCAGUGUGCGCAUUAUGGGCCAGUACAGGAAGACUCCAUGUUUGUCUCCUGUUUUCCCUCUAGUGUUCAAUCACAGGAUGGUUUUUGCCAAGACUUUCUCUGGCAUUUUUGACCCUGCUGAUGUAGCUGACCUCCUCGAAGCUGACACCACACUUUUUGAGCUGAUUCAGUUGGUCCCUCCAGAGGGGGAUAUUCUUGCCACGAUGGAAGAAUGCAGCAGAGAUUUCCUGUAUCCAGAUCCCAGCCUAGUUCCCAGUGAAGGACCUGCAAAACGAGAAAUGAUGAUGAGAAGAACCUCCUUGUUUCCUGGAAUCUCCCCGAAAGUGGAGUUUGCCACAACGUCAGUCAUAGAUGAGAGUGAUUGGAGAGACAGCUGGGUUCCUUCACCUACCUGUCGCGUUUCUCCUUUGAGGCCGUGUGGAACCCCGUCUACGCAGAGAUCAACAGGGAAGUUUUCAGCACAAAGCAGAGCAUAUGAUGUUGAUCCAGACAGUGUUGUGGCCAAAGACGACUCUAGUCCUCGAACAAACAAGAAGGACAGGAAACGGGGAGCUUCUGAGGACGCUGGGUACCGACGGCCUACAGUUUCCUCCAUGUCACGAACUCUGUCUCCUUACACGCACCGCAGGAUGUGUGAGCUGACCGAGGAGAGCAGGCAGCGGAUGAGCCACCUCCGCCUGGGGCCUCACCUCUUUCGCAAGUCGAAGGAGAAGCAGCCGCCCUUUUUGGUCCCUCAUCACAGUGAUACCACUGGGGUGGGAACAUCGAACCGCAGCACGGAUCGACACAGUUUCUCACCUGAUCACACAGAUGCUUCUCUCUAUGGAAGCUACAGACAGAGGACAGAGCAAAUAGCAUCGGCUUCAGCAAGGCUCCAAACGUCUCCGGAGACACGUUCCCGACAUGAACCCGAGAUCAAAGGCCCAGGCUGGACCGAGAUGCGGCGGACCCGGUCCGUCUCAGCUUGGUCUGGCCUGGCAGUGUCAGAAUCAGGGAAGCUUCUGAAUGUCAGCAGCUGCUCCCUCAGAGACCGACUUCAGGCUGGUCCAUCCUAUGGAGAACAGAUCCACAACCGGAUCCAGAAGAUUCUGCAGACGCACAGAGCCACCUAUGAGCGCAGAUAGAGCUGUAACCUUUAAUACGCCGCAUGAGUGUUUAUGCUGUAUAAACAGCACAACCUAGAUGUUAA
This is a messenger RNA of Poeciliopsis prolifica (blackstripe livebearer), 1356 nucleotides long. It is a transcript of the gene spata6, whose product is annotated as spermatogenesis associated 6. NCBI's taxonomy places the organism in Eukaryota, Metazoa, Chordata, Actinopteri, Cyprinodontiformes, Poeciliidae. The transcript is spliced from 12 exons. Gene Ontology annotation, biological process: spermatogenesis. Gene Ontology annotation, molecular function: myosin light chain binding. Bases 56 to 1291 code for a protein of 411 amino acids. The record is from RefSeq and is a predicted model, not a curated record.